ACCUACGCGACGAAAGUUCGUAUGCAUACCGUUCGUAUAUAAAUGUGUAUCGUGCAGCAUUCGCAUUCGUAUCCCUCGUAUAAGUAGCGCGCUCGGAUAGAGAUAGAGAUAGCCGUCACGGAUUGAAAAAAAAGCUCCGUUGACACGUCGAUUUUUGACCGUUAUUCGUGUGUAGCUUUUUCGAGUUGCGAGUGAAAAAUUGAUCCCUCUUUUUUCACCCUGAAUACGAGUGAUUUUCUCCGGCGAUUUUUAUCGCCCCGAGAGAGUGAGAGAGAGAGAGGUAGAGUGACAUAUUACAUAGCCAAGAGUCUGUAGCACGGAUGACGGGCUUAUAAAAGAGAACAAGUGCGUGUUUUCAGACGAGUGAUUUGUUAACAGGUGCCAGUGACGAGAAAAGUACCGUUAUCCACACCUCCUUCUUUUUUUUUUCUUUUUUCUUGCUUACGUCGUGGGGAGUAAUCGUUUUUCCGGUGUGCCGGUGGGUGAUACGUGCGUGUCACACACGUGGGCUGCGACCACACACACACACUCACACACUCACACUUACGUACACCGAAGACACGUGUGCGCGGCUUCGUUCCGAUAUAUCGCACAGGUGUGUCGCAAGCUCGCAAGCUCGUUUCGCUACCGGUGACUCGCUAAAUCUCAAUCGUCGAUCCGCUUUUCUUUCCUCGAUAUUUAUUUAUUUUUUUUUUUUCCUGUGAACAAGUGUGAACGAUAUCGUCGUGCUUAACGCGGUAUAACGAACAAACGAUCGAAAACUCGAAUCACUGUGCAAAAGUGCCGAUCGAUGGUGACAAGCGCGACGAAGACGAUAAUGCCCCGGACGUCUCUGCGAUUGGUCUCCACGCGGAUCCGAGCAAUCCCCAGCAAAGCCACGAGAAGACCGACGCAGGCGAUCGCGAGGAAGCGAGCACCAAAGUGAGAACCAAUGACUGGCGCAAGAGGGACCAUCGGACACACAUGUACUUUAUAAGGUUACCACAGCUUGCCGUCUUAGCGAAGAUUUUGUGCCUCCUGAUGGUGGUGAUGUGCGGGGCGGUGCCGUCAACGGUGCCCUCCGUGAGUCUUUACUCGACUUGCAGCAGAGGCUACGUAACCGUGUACGGACGCACGGUGAAAUCCACAGGCCGCAACGAACACAAUGCACCCUAUCAAAAAUUGACAACGCAGUCGACGGACUUUAGUAGGAAGCUGUACAUCUUCGCGGAGAAGAGCAAACGGUACAUUUGCUUCAACAAGCGAUGGAAAAUAAUAACCUUGCCGGAGAAGCGGCGGAACGAGUAUUGCCAGUUCAACGAGACGUACAACGGCCGCUACCUGAGGUACCACUCGGUCGUCGAUCCCACGCGCUACAUCGGCUUCAGUCGCGCCGGGCGAGCGAUCGCCUGGCCCCGCGGCCGGCCCGACUGCUACAACUUCCUCAAGCUCAAUCCCAACGCCGGGGUCGAGCGACACAACAGCCUCAUCACCUCGGCCAAGGGCGGCGGCCUCAAGCAUCCGCCCCAGCCGCCGCAGCGGCCCGCCAGCGCCAGUGACAGAGACAACAGCAGCAGAGACAGAGGGGCGGCAGAGAAGCUCGGGCCGUUCGGCGGGGCAUUGCUGGGUGCGCCGCCACGGGGCAACGCGCUGCGCACCAUGUCCAACGCCCUCGGCAAGAUCAACUUGAAUCUCGUCAACACAGGCCCCAGCGGCGACGGCGGAGGCGGUGGCGCUGGUGGCAGCAGUAAAAACGCCCUCGUCGGCAGUGGAAGCAGCAGCAGCCUCGGUUCAAAGUCCUUGACGUUAUCGUCGCUAUCGUCGUCGUUCUCGUCCUCGUCGUCGUCGCCGCCGUCGCAACAGUCGUCGACGUCCUUGAUGAUCUCCUCCUCCUCCUCAGCGUCGUCGAGCGGGAGUGGGAGCACCGGCAACAUUAACGUUAAUCGUAAUAAUAAUAAUAAUCGUAAGCUACGCCAGCAACAGAAGCAGCUGACGACGUCGCUCGGUGGUCAGCAGCAGCAGCGUCGACCUCAUCGCCAUCGACACGGCAAGAGCUGGGAUCAGGCGGGCACGUCGAGGAGGCGGCAUCACGGCCGACUCCAUCAGCAGCAGCAGCAGCAGCAGCAGCAGCAACAACAGCCAUCGUCGUCGACGCACUGAAGUACGUGUUGAUACGCGGCCGAGGCCGCCGAGCUGCUGCUUGGAUGGCGGCAGUGGCCCAGGCGGCUGAGUCAAGACUGCCUCGAGCGGAGACAAAGUAGCAGCAGCAGCAGCAGCGGCAGUAGUAGUAGUGGUCGGCUGCGUCGUCCUGGUCAGCAUCAGCGUCAUCGGCUGCGCCACGCAUCACCAGCUGCUGUUGUCGUUGUUCUCCUCUCUCUCGCCCUCUCAAUCUCACUUACUCUCUCAUCGACGCCCCUCUCAUUAUGAAUCGCAUCUUGAAUAAAAAAAAAUUAAAUAAAUGAAUGAAUAAAUGAAAACGAAGCGCUGAUCGUUCGUUGUUGUACUUGCUGUGGACGCAACAAGGCAGAAAUAAUAAUAAAUGAAUAAAAAUAAAUAAAAAAGAAUGAGACAAACAAAGCCGAAGCAGCAUCUCUCAUGAAAUUAAUUAAGCAAUUGUAAAUACACACAGAUAAGAAAAAAACACACACACAAAACUUAAUGUAAAUAAUAAAAAACAUAUUAUAAUUGUAAUUUUUAUAAAUUCUUUUUAUUAUAAUUGACAUAACUCAUGAUCGACCUUUGACGAAAGCGGGCAAAGAUUUUAGAUGUGAACAUUUUUCUCCUCCCCGCAAGAGUGAAAAAAACCUUCAUACACGACGAUAGCGUGCCGAUGAAUUUAACGGUUUUGAUAUAAUGACAAAUUAUUAUAUUAUUGACAAUUGACGGACAGUGUGUGCAGUUUUUAUUAAUUAAAAACGUGCUCGACCAUUCGAUCUGAUGGGUUCGAUUAAAAGAAAGAAAAAAACGAAAAAUUUCCUCGCUGAUAUUUCAUCGUGCAGUUUAGGGGGUCGGCGGACGAUUCGAAUCUUUUCGGGGCCUUGAUAAUUCACGCCCGAGAGAAAAAUUAAUUCGACGCUCGUCUCGAACACUGGAGUAAUAUCAGACGAAGGUGACUUUUUUUCGUUUUUUUUUUUGUACAAUGCACCACCGGCAAAAAGAAACGAUGUCACUGCGGUGACACGUACGAGGUCACGCGCCCGUGUACAAUGGCGCAUAAUCGCCCCUUUACACGUGUGAACCUCCUAUGUACCUUCUGCUGAUUCAUAUUGAGAGAGGGUCACAAAGUCUCAUUACUUAAAUGAAGCAAAAAAUAAAAUAAAAAAGAACAAGAAGCAAAAAAGGAAAAUGAAAUUCCUAAAGCUGAAGGGCCAAUUCGAGCUGAUCCGGUCUCAUACUCGGCCUCGUUAGAUAAUUGUAAGAUAUAUAAAAGAAAUUAACUUGUAUUUAUACAAAAGAAUCCAAUUGCAGAAUCAUUAAUUUUGUUUAUUUUUGUUACAAUAUAAAGAGGAAAAUAUUACGUUCAAAUCCCCGCUGCGUGUGCACCUUCAGUUUUUGUUUCUUCUAUUCAAACUAUUAUACAUAUAUAAAUAUAUUUAUAUGAUAUACAUAUAAAUAUUAUAUAUAUAAAUCUAAGAGCAGAUCGUAAUGACUAUAUAUCGAGCAAAAGUAUUUGAGCGAUAAUUUUUUGUAAAAAAUGUAUAAUGAAUAUAAUUCCAUGCUUCUAUUUACUAUUAAAAAAACGACGAGAUCUAGUCUCUUUUCAUUAAUAUCAUUUUUUACAAGUAUUAAAUGUUCUCAGGAAUUAUUGCAAUAAAAUAUAUUUGGCGAAUGGAAUACUUUGGAACAACGAAUGAAUCACACAUACAAAACAAUAGAUACCCUCCCAUACGCAAUGUUAUUACGCCCGAUUUUUCUUGCUUGUAUUUGAAUUCAAGUGUUAAUAAUCAUUCCCACGAUGGAGAGCAAAUCAAUUUUAGCAACGAUUUCUGACUUUUAAAUGAAAAACAUUUUUAGAACGCGUCGGUUUAUAGCGAUACAAUUAAGGUUCUGUGUUAACGAGACUUUGCACCACAAUUAUGUAUACGAUUCAAAUUUUAUAUUCCCAAAAUGGAACCUCUUGAUACGAUUAACUGAAGCAAAACAAAAAAAUACAUGUAAACGAAUAAUCAUUGCAAACACAAAGUUGACGUUAAAAGAAUACAAAAUAAAUAUAAAAAAGCAUCGCUGCGGUGAACAACGAUGGCGGUCGUCGGCCAGUGAUUUUUUCGCGAUGAAAAUUUGAAUUUAAUAUUAAAAUUGUAGACACACCCAUAAAAAUUAAUUCAAUCACAUAAUUUUUAUCUCUGACGCGAGGAGAUCACGACUCGUGCAUCGAUUGUAUCGCAGCGUUGACUUUUCAAAGACUAAAAGUAAAAGUUAUUACGCAUUAGAAGCAAGAAAAUUUAAAUAAAAAAAAUUAUGAAACAAAGGGCCAGUAUAUAUAAUAAAUAAAUAUGUAUGAAAAAAAAAUUGGAUGAACGGACGCGUACUAUCGUGCCCCGUUAUCUUGGAAUUCUUAGCUGAUACUCGCAGAUCCGCGCGCACUUCCAUGACGUCAUUCCAUUACUACUUUUUUUUUCGUUUUUGUUGGAGAAAAAAAAAAUGACAUUUUAUAAACACACAAUUACACGUACACGCCCGAGCGAAAUGCAAUUGUAUUACACACAUGUACACACAAAUCUCUCACCCAUGGACUUGUUCUGUUGUGCAUUUUUUAAACAGUUAUUAACAUAUAAAGUAGAUACAUUUUUAAGUUCCAAACGCGCGCGCACUAAUAAUACCAUAUUUAUAUUUAUUGUUACUCUAUGUAUAAUUCGCAAAUUGGCCUCCGAAUAUAUUAUAUAAUUAUAUACAUUUAUAAAUAUAUAUUAUAUUAUAUAUUUACGAUGUGUCUCUCGGUGUGUCCACAUCAUUGUGUGCGCGAGCGCCAUAUAAACAGUAUAAAAGAAUAAUAACUUUAAAAAAAACGCACCGUUGAUUGUUGCAGAAACGGGACUAAGUGACAUAAUUAAACACAAAAAAAUGCUGUAUUGACUAUAUUAAUGUAUAUUAUAAUCGGAAAAAAAAUAAUAAGAAAGUGAAGCAAACUGUAACAAACGACCGCAUUUAGUGUCUCAGUGACGUUUGGAACGAUAGAACAUCGCAUUGAUGAAAACACAUACAUACACACACAACAGAGAAGGGGAUGAAUAAAGAAAAAUGAAAAUUAUGUAAUCACAAGUGCAUGUAACUAUUAUUGUACUUCGACCGCUCUCGAUCCCGGUCAGUCUAGAGCGCAAAAAUUGGAAGAUUCAUUCGCUUAGAAUAAAAAAUAAAGAAAAAAAAAUCGAUAACAGACACACUUACACGAUUACAAGCGCGCAUAAACAAAUGUAUAUGCACACAGAUACGCAUAAUACACAUUACACACGUAAUACAUUACACGAGUACAUAUGAUUGAGUGACAGCCAUGAAAGUCGUCAUUAAACAUAAAUAUGCAAAAUGUAUUUAAAUGUAUCUUAAAAAUACUCUAACAUUAUAUAUUAUUAGGCAUGUAGACGAACCAUUAUAUAAAAAAUAUUCUGUUUAUAAUAUUCUAUGAUUGUAAAUACGAGAUGAUAAUAAGAAGAGAGCCUUACAUUGUAAUCACCCCCCCCCCCCUUCUCACGAUUAUUAUUACAUGUAAACAAAUGAAUUAUUUAAGUAUUGUAAAUAUAAAGCGACUAUUACCAUAUGCAGUAGAAAGACUAAUUAUAUAAAGUAAUAAAAAAAGACUUCAUCGUAUACACGUCGUGGCAUAUAUAUUUAAAAAAAAACAAAUGAGAGCAAAAAUAAUCUACCGUAAUAUAUUAUUAUAUUGCAAUGCGCAUGUGUGUGUGUACUCGUCAUUCUCUCUGUCUCUGUCUCGUUCUUCUCCGAAAAAUCUACGCGUUGAUUGCGAGAACGAACGUGUAAUGUAGAUGAAAAAAGAAAUGAAAAAUAAUAAAUAAAAAACCUAGUGAAAAAAAUAAUAAUGCAACACCAACAACAAGUCGACUCGAGUACGAUUAUUUUAUGGUAUAAUAGUAUUAUUAAAAAAAAAACAUGUCAGCGAAGGAACGCAUUUAGGAUUACGCGCGGACAUGCACACACGUGUACACACAUACACACACAGAAGUCACAUACGCAUAUACAACAACUCAAUAAAUGUAGAUGAUUUUUUUGUUUUACAAAAAUUUAAUUAUCCUGAAAUUUCUGCUUGUGAUUAGAAGAAUUGACAUGAAUUAUGUCUCAGCUCGUGGAUUGUUAAACUGCAUUGAUAAAUUUUCAAUCACGAGAAAAAGCUCACACACCCGCACACACUCACUCGCUCACACAGACACGCCGCUAAACGCCGCCUAAUCGAAAAAUUCGCCCGAGAGCAUAUGCAGUGCCUGCGUAAUGUGCAGCUUAUGUUUUUCGUUUUGUUUUUUCGUUCAAACAAACGCGCGCGAUUAUCCGAGGAAGGUAAUUUAUAUAAAAAUGUUUGUGUGUGUAUGUUACACGACACGAGAGUCGUAUUAUUGAGCGACGAUCGACGAAAGAGAUAACCAUGCGACGACGACGACGACGUUAGUUUCAUUUGACGAAUGUUAUUAUAAUAAAAGUCUCCAUGCAUAUAUGCGAAAUAAAAAAAGAAACUAAAUAAGUGUGUGUGCGUAUGUCUUUUAAAUGUGUAUUAUUAAGUGUGUAUUAAUGCAAAUAAUGUAUGAUGUGCGUCUUCAUUAUAAGCGUCUUAUAUGUGUGCUCUUGACUUGCGAAUUCAAAAUUGUAUUCCCGGUUGAAACUGCAUCUCUCUCUUUCUUGUUUAUGUACAAUUUUUUUUUGUCUUCUCGAAAUCUAUCUUUUUUUCACGAGAAAAUAGUAUUUGUCGCGCAGAAAGAUGAUGAAGAAGAAGAAGGAGAAGAGGGAAGAUGGUUUAUAAUCAUGGUAAUCAAUGUUCUUUUUUUCAACACGUGUUUUACUUUAGUUUUUAAAAUUGACA
Trichogramma pretiosum is the source of this 7000-nucleotide messenger RNA. RefSeq lists its product as uncharacterized. Lineage: Eukaryota; Metazoa; Arthropoda; Insecta; Hymenoptera; Trichogrammatidae. The transcript is spliced from 5 exons. The record is from RefSeq and is a predicted model, not a curated record. Bases 964 to 2139 code for a protein of 391 amino acids. Gene Ontology annotation, molecular function: growth factor activity.